UAGCCAAUUACACAGUGUCCUGUCUUGCAUCCUGUUCCCCCCUUUUUUUCUGCUCUCACUCAUUUUCCCUCCUUCUUUCUUAAAGGCCUUGUUGAGCCCUGAUAGGCUUGCUGGGGAUAAAACCUGCAGCUUGGGAGAGGAGAGGGACAUUUGGGAGCGAGAUGGCGAGAGGGACGGUGGCCACAUACCUACAUGGAGUCCUUCUCCUGGCUCUGUGGAAACCAUCGCUGCAAGGAGGUGUAUACAUACCUGCUGGUGCUGGUGGAGGAGCAGGAGCUGGCAUAGGAGCUGGUACAGGACCUGGAACUGGAUUUGGACCAGGUGGGACUGGAACAGGAUUUGGACCUGGGGGAGUCGGGACUGGACUUCAGCCUGGUGGAGGAGUUGGGGGUUUUGGACCAGGAGCUGGUGGAGGAGGGGGCUAUGGUGGUCAAGGACCAGGAGGAGUAGGACCUGGAGGAGUUGGACCAGGAGGAGUCGGACUGGGAGGUGUUGGACCAGGGGGAGUCGGACUGGGAGGUGUUGGACCAGGGGGAGUCGGACUGGGAGGUGUCGGUCCAGGAGGAGUCGGACCAGGAGGUGUCGGUCCAGGAGGAGUCGGACCAGGAGGUGUCGGUCCAGGAGGAGUCGGACCGGGAGGUUUCAGGCCCAGCACCUUUGGUCCAGGCAGUGGUGGACAGGGACUCGUACCUGGAGGUGUUGGGGCUGGUGGAAAACCUCCAAAAACAGGUGGCUAUGGUGGUCGGGGAGGACUAACUGGAGGUCUUGGAGCAGCACAGGGAGCUGGAGGCGUAGGAGGGGGCGGAGUUGGACCAGGUGGUUUUGGACCAGGUGGUGUCGGGUCUGGAGGCUAUGGAACUGGGCCUGGAGGAGUUGGUCCAGGUGGAUUUGGACCAGGUGGUCAGGGCACAGGCAUGGAGAUUUUUUUAAACACAUUUAAUGAUAGAUAUGGAGGUCUUGGGGCAGGAGGCAUGGGUGGAGGAGCAGGAGGCCUCGGGACUGGCAGAGGUCAGGGAGCUGGGACAGGCUACAUACCUGGAGGUGGCUAUGGAGGCUACGGAGGUGGUUACGGACCAGGUGGUGUUGGUCAAUAUCCAGGAGCUGGUGGAGCUGGUCCCAAACCUCCUAAAACAAGUGGGGCUGGAACAUCACUUGGAGGAACAGGAUUUGGGCCUGGUGGUGCUGGAGUUGGACCUGGCGGUGCAGGGUUUGGACCUGGCGGUGCUGGAGUUGGUCCUGGUGGUGCUGGAAUUGGGCCUGGUGGUGCUGGAGUUGGGCCUGGCGGUGCAGGGUUUGGACCUGGUGGUGCUGGAGUUGGGCCUGGUGGUACAGGGUUUGGGCCUGGAGGAGCUGGAGUCGGGCCUGGCGGUGCUGGAAUUGGGCCUGGUGGUACAGGGUUUGGACCUGGCGGUGCUGGAGUUGGGCCUGGUGGUACAGGGUUUGGACCUGGCGGUGCUGGAGUUGGACCUGGUGGUGCAGGGUUUGGACCUGGCGGUGCUGGAGUCGGGCCUGGCGGUACUGGAAUCGGGCCUGGUGGUGCAGGGUUUGGACCUGGAGGAGCUGGAAUCGGUCCUGGUGGCGUUCCUUUGCUUCCACAGACUGGUGCGACGGGGGGAGGACCUGGAGGGAAAGCCAGUGGUAAAGCAUCAAAACAAGUUCCAGGCAUUGGGGUGCCAGGGCUCUAUCAAGGUGGAUUCAUACCCGGCCAAGGUUUUGGAGGCCGUGGUGUUCUCCCUGGAGUAGCAACAGGAUCUGGACUUGGGCCUCAGACUGGUGCCGGAGUACUCGGCCAGGGGGGUACUGGACCAGGAGGAACAGGCAAUGGUCGUGGACAGCAGCUACCAGGGGUUUUUCGUGGUUACCCUCUCAUAUCACCAAAAUCAGGGGCGGGUAAAUCAAAGAAUCCAGCCAAAGCUGCAGCUAAAGCAGCUAAAUACGGUGGAGCUGGAGCUGGAGGAGGUGCACUUGGUCAAGGUGGCGCUUUAGGGGGUGGUGCUGGAAGACUCCCUGGAGGAGGCACUGGAGUCACACCUGGAUUUGGAGGUGGAGUUGGAACAGGAGCUGGACCUGGAUUUGGAGGCGGAGUUGGAACAGGAGCCGGACCUGGAUUCGGAGGCGGAGUUGGAACAGGAGCCGGACCUGGAUUCGGAGGCGGAGUUGGAACAGGAGCCGGACCUGGAUUCGGAGGCGGAGCUGGAACAGGAACAGGAACAGGAGCUGGACCUGGAUUUGGAGGCGGAGUUGGAACAGGAGCUGGACCUGGAUUCGGAGGCGGAGCUGGAACAGGAGCUGGACCUGGAUUUGGAGGUUAUGGUCCUGGCUCAGCUAAAGCACGUAAAUAUGGUCAGCCAGGUGGUGCAGGCACCGGUGUAGCUGGAGGCCUUGGAGGAAGAGGCCCGGGUGGAGGAGUUGGCCUCGGCACAGGACUGGGGCCUGGUUCUGGCAUUGGGGCAGGUGGCACCGGUGGUGGCUAUGGUUUUGGUCCAGGUGGUGCAGGCACAGGUGUGGCAGGAGGCCUUGGAGGUGGAGGACCAGGAGGAGCAGGAGUUGGCCUCGGCACAGGUGUGGGACCUGGCUCUGGGGUUGGUUUUGGUCCAGGUGGUGCCGGCACUGGGCCAGGAGGCCUCAGUCCUGGUGGUGUUGGUACUGGUCCCGGAGGGGCUGGUUAUGGCCCCGGUAGAACUGGAUACGGGCCAGGUGGCACUGGAGCAGGAACAGGACCUGGAGGUAACGAUGAAUCAAACAAACAGUAG
Lates calcarifer (barramundi perch) is the source of this 2753-nucleotide messenger RNA. RefSeq names its product fibroin heavy chain. NCBI's taxonomy places the organism in Eukaryota, Metazoa, Chordata, Actinopteri, Centropomidae. The coding region runs from base 162 to 2753 and encodes 863 amino acids. The record is from RefSeq and is a predicted model, not a curated record. The transcript is spliced from 17 exons.